Emys orbicularis (European pond turtle) is the source of this 567-nucleotide messenger RNA. It is a transcript of the gene TTC36, whose product is annotated as tetratricopeptide repeat domain 36. Gene Ontology annotation, biological process: cilium assembly. Gene Ontology annotation, molecular function: protein binding. The transcript has 3 exons. The coding region runs from base 1 to 567 and encodes 188 amino acids. Lineage: Eukaryota; Metazoa; Chordata; Testudines; Emydidae. The record is from RefSeq and is a predicted model, not a curated record.
AUGGCUACAGCCAAGGACAGAGCGGUUCUGCAAACAAUCUUUAACCCCAAUACUCCUUUUGGGGAUAUCCCUGGGUUAGAUGAGGAAGAGGAGGCAGCAGCAAUCCCAGGGGAAGCUUUCGCCUCAGAGCUGCUGGAGCAAGUCAAAGACCUGGAGCUGCAGGGGGUUUUGGCAGCUGAAUCGGGAGAUGUGAACACGGCCCUUGAGAGAUUCAGCCAGGCCAUUCGGCUCCUUCCGGAGCGAGCCUCGUGCUACAACAACCGUGCCCAGGCCCUUCGUCUCAAAGGGGAUGUGGCAGGUGCCCUGCAGGACCUGGACACAGCCCUGCACCUCAGCAGGGGCACAGGCCGUGCGGCAUGCCAGUGCUUUGUGCAGCGAGGUCUCAUCAAGGUGCUGCAGGGGCACGAGGAUGAUGCCAGGCAGGAUUUUGAGCAGGGAGCUAGACUGGGUAGUGCCUUCGCUCGGCACCAGCUGGUCCUGAUGAACCCCUAUUCAGCGCUCUGCAACCAGAUGCUGUUGGAGAUGAUGAGGAAGCUGCAGAACCCAGACAUCCAGGGAAGCAACUAG